Suillus subaureus is the source of this 1461-nucleotide messenger RNA. RefSeq lists its product as uncharacterized. The record is from RefSeq and is a predicted model, not a curated record. The transcript has 4 exons. NCBI's taxonomy places the organism in Eukaryota, Fungi, Basidiomycota, Agaricomycetes, Boletales, Suillaceae. The coding region runs from base 1 to 1461 and encodes 486 amino acids.
AUGACGACUAGUAGUACUUCACGGUCAGCUCCACCGCCGUCACUACAAGAAGUACAAAGAAAACUGUCCGUUCAUUCAACAGCCAGACCUAAGAAGGUUCCGUCACAACCUUCUUCACACGUUUCUGGAACCGAGUCUGACUCUGACUCAGCUCUGUCUCCCGAUCUUGUCUCCCCAACAUCUCAGUCAUAUGGUUCUAAUGCGGUCUCCGGCAGUACAUCUCAGCCUCCAUUAUCCUCCAUUGCAGAGGGAAAAUCAGGAAGUGGUGAGGAGUCCGACGAAGACGAAGACGAGGAAGAGGAGGGUGGUUGGAGGACCGCAACCAAGGCCGAGAAACCGCACAGUUCUUUCGAUGAGAAGAUGAUCAAGUCGGGCUAUCUAUGGAAGAAAGGCGAGCGACGCAAGACAUGGAAGAAACGAUGGUUUGUGCUCCGACCUGCACAUAUCGCGUAUUACAAGACCAAUGCGGAAUACCAAUUGUUACGCCUUCUGGAUCUCUCCGACGUACAUUCUUGCACCCCAGUCACGCUCAAGAAACAUAACAAUACAUUUGGUGUUGUCUCUACUGUCAGAACGUUCUAUCUCCAGGCUGAAAGUCCAGUAGAGGUUCAGCGGUGGGUUCAAGCAAUACAGGACGCCAGGGAGGCUCUCAUGACCAUUUCAACUCAAACGUCAUUAAUCACAUCCCCUAUACCGAUCCCUGGGGCUCAAUCAGUACCUUGUCGCAUUAUGGUCUCGCACUCGCCUCCGCAAGCAUCUCACGCUCAAAAUAUAACCUCCUCGGACUCAGAAGAUGCAUCGCCAAGCGCCCAACGGACUUACUCGACCUCGUCCCAGAAUUGCCCUGCAAUUUCUUCCUCACCCACGCGAAUGCAAACGAUACCAAAAGAAGCUGCAAAGAUAGUCCUAUCUGGUUACUUGAUGAAAUGCGGCUCGAAGCGACAUAAUUGGCGCAAACGGUGGUUUGUGUUGAAUGGCGAAAAAUUAGUCUACUCGGGAAGUCACAUGGACACAAAACCCCAUCGGCAGUUUUCAUUUUCGGAGAUUCUCGAUGCCCUGGAGUUCGAUAUGCGGAGUCACAAGCACAGCGCACCUAUACCUCCUCCUUCGACCUCGCCAUUAGCGUCGUCAACAUCACCGGACGACUCGCAUGGCCACUUCACGUUUAAAAUAGUCACGACGAAAAGGGCGCUGCUUUUAUGUGCUCCAAGCGAGGAAGAAGAAAUCAAAUGGCUUAGUGCCAUUCGUGCUCUUAUAGCUCGACGAUCAGGCGCUGGCGUUGUGCCAGGAGACUCAAGUGGAAACGUCGGUAGCGCCUCGAAGCCGGCGGCUUCUGGUGCAGAUGCCAAUCAGGGCUCUGGGGGAGGAUCGGCAUCGAGUAGCGGGUUGAGACACAAGGUCAGGAACUUGAGUAUAAGCGGACCGAGUGGCAUUUCCACAGCGCCCAUUUCGGAGGACUAG